This is a messenger RNA of Saccostrea cuccullata (small rock oyster), 3182 nucleotides long. RefSeq names its product coiled-coil domain-containing protein R3HCC1L-like. Gene Ontology annotation, molecular function: nucleic acid binding. NCBI's taxonomy places the organism in Eukaryota, Metazoa, Mollusca, Bivalvia, Ostreida, Ostreidae. The transcript is spliced from 12 exons. Bases 401 to 2341 code for a protein of 646 amino acids. The record is from RefSeq and is a predicted model, not a curated record.
GAAUUCCUAUCUGCAAGACUUAGUACGUUACAAUUUCCGGAUGUUUUGAAUCACGACGUCCAUCGAAGAAAGUGAAUUCAAUUCAGCUUUAGAAAAGAAGAUUUAGUGUAAACAACAUUGACUCACUCUGGAUCCAUUCUUUGAAGAUCGCUACCUGACUUCUAGUGAUAGAGCAUUCGUACAGGAAGUGACAUUACAAAUCCAGUCUUAUUCUUCCAGGACCUCAAAGUCUCAAAAAAGGGUACUGUUAUUUCCAGCAGUCAAUAGUUAUCAAAGGUUCCUGAUUCACAAAAUUAUAGAAGGUUUCCCAGAACUCCAUAGUUUUUCCAUUGGACAAGGGGACACUCGAAGAACUGUUGUAACUAAAGUUCAAAGAAUAGAUCAAGAGGAAUUGUGUUUCAUGUCUGCCCCUAGACCUCAGUCAUCCAGGGGAAGGGGCAGAGGUCGUCAUGGAGGUCAAGGGGUCAAUAACAGUUCACUAGCUAAAGAAGCAACAAGAGACCAAAGUCCAAACGAAAGUAAUAAUGUUUCCCCAGCUGGAGUAAAUAGACAAAGGAAAAAGAAACCUGAAGUGCAGAGGUAUGUCCCUAGGGGGCGUCGCCUUCUGAAUCAACAGGAUGAGGAAGCCAGAAUAGGGCAAAGUUCAAAUCGCAGCAGUCCUCCAUUAUCUUCAAAUGGCAGUAACCCACCAGUUAAUAGCGAUUACACUACUAGCAAUCUUACUGAAAACAUAGGGGAUCAAUCUGUUAGAGGAAGGACAAAGAAUGAAGUUGACAGUUCACUGGGAAGAAAUCAAGAAGAACAAGACAAUCAGAAAUAUGUUGGUGAUUUUAGCGAGGAAGUCAGUCAGAAUGAAGUUUCUGGAGUUAGUGCUACUGAAACAAAUGAAUCUAUAGAACAAAAAGGAAGUGAAGAAGAUUUCCUUGGCAACAGAGAGGUGAAUAAUUGUAUGUUUGUAGAGCAUUGUAUAGAUAGCUCUAAAGGGACACAACAUGAAAGUAAGGAUACAAGUCAGGUAGAUGUACUAUCUCAUAGCAACUGUGAUAUAAGUGAAAGCAGGGGAGAAGAGGAAUGUAUGGAUGUUAAAGAAGAAAAUAAUGAUUUGGAUGGCACUUCUGACCAGAAUAAAAGGAUAGAAUGUGAAAGUAACUUGAAUGAUGAAGAAAUUUUAAAAGAGAAAGUAGUGGAAGAUAUAAAUAUGGCUGAAACUGAAAGUGAAAGGACUAAUGAGUUGUUAGAGAAGAAAGAGGAAGCAACAGUAAUAAUGGAGACCAAUACUCAAGAUGAUAAAGUGGAUGAUGGAGAAGAUGACAUUCCAUUGAAUUGGGAUGAUGAUGUAGAAGAAAGCAAUGAAAAUUCAGUAUCAAAGAACAUAGAUACCACUGAGGCAAAAAGUGAAAAUCAAGAUGGGGAAAGUAUUCAUAGAAAAGUGAAGACUCAAGAAAGUGAAGGUAAAACUGAAGUGAAGAAGAUUAAACUGAAGAAGUCAAAGAAGAAAAGUAAGACAUCAGGUGAAGCUAAGGUAGAAGAUGAGACACCUUCUGUAGAGAAGAAAGGGAAGAAGAAGUCCACUAGAACAAACAUAACUGUGUUUGACAUGAUGAAUAUGCAUGAAUUAAAAGAGGAUAAAAAAGAGGAAAAGAAGGCAGAGAUUAAAGAGCAGCCCAUAGUGGAUGUAGAAGAAAAUGUGCUAAAGGGGGAUAAAUCAGAUAAGGAAGCCGAUGAAGACGAAGGAGACUGGGACACGAUGUUUGAUGAUGAUGGAGAAUGUCUGGAUCCUUCUGCCAUGGAGGAGCUGACAAAGACUGUGGGAAAAGUGCAGAUUGAAAAAGCCACCAUAAAUUAUCUGGAUUUCAAACCCAAGGAACCUGACUACGAUGAAAUGAAUCAUGUCAUUGAAAUCUUUGACUUUCCUGCUGAAUUUAAGACUGAGGAUCUCCUGUCCAUUUUCUCCCAAUUCAAGAGUAAAGGCUUCGACAUCAAAUGGGUGGAUGAUACACAUGCACUGGGAGUGUUUUCAAGUGUUAUUGCAGCACAAGAUGCUUUGAAGAUUGUUCAUCCACUCUGUAAAGUUGGACCAUUAUCAGAAGCCAGCAAAGCUUGUAAGGCAAAGGCCAAGCGAUGUGUAGAAUUUCUCCAGCCCUACAAGCCCCGGCCAGAGACCACUGCAAUGACAGCCCGGAGACUGGUGACAGGGGCUCUAGGCCUCACCCCCCAAAUCUCCAAGGAACAGCGGGAACUAGAGAGAAAGAAAUUAAAGGAGGCUAAAGAAAAGAGGAGAAGUGACAGAAAACAGAGAGAGGACAUGUGGGAAGGAACGAUAGCCUCAGGCAGUUCUUGACCAAACUUUGUCUGGUAGACAAUUCCAAAUAUCAGAACAAAACACAAGUUACACAAGAAAAUUUAUUGUUAUAGGACUAACGGGCAGAGAAUAUAGAAAUACAUAGACCAAAUUUUGAAUUUGAGCUUUUUAGGAAUAUCAAAUCACACCCAUCUAGCACUUACUCGGUAGUUAAACAAGAGGUAAAUAAGAUAGCUGCCAAGAACAUUGAAAAUGUCCUUCGUUUGAACAGAAUCAGAACUGAUUAAGAUAGAUUUUUCAUAUGUCUAUAAAUUUUAAAAAAGAAAUGAAAUUUUAUGAAAUUAGUAAAUUUAAAUGCAGUUGACUUUUUAGAUUUCAGGAAGAUUUAAAUGUGAUGCAUGGUAUUAUUAUGCCCAGUAUUUGAUUUAGAAUUGGUGAAAUAUUUCAUUGGAUUCAAUAUAUUCAUCUGAAGCAACAUUCUAGAUUUUUAAUUGGUAGUUUGUUGGUUGUAAUUGACAUUCAUUCAUUUUAAUUCUAUUUUUAAAACCUAUGCAGUUAAACUGCUACUGUUUCUUGUUCAAUUGUUGUACAAACUGUUAUGCUUCUGAGCAUAUUUAUGUGUUUUUGUCUUCAUUCAGCUUACAUAGACGUUACGUUUUUAGUAAACAUAACUGCAGAAUUCCUCAGGAGAAUGUGUUGUUUUAUCAAUAAUCAACUGCAUUACAUGAUGCUGGAGUAUUCCUAAAAUAAUCAUAUGUUUGUCAGUUAUGUAUUAAUUUAUUUGUAUGAAGUUAGAAAGAUGGAGAUAAGAUGUGAUAUUUUUAUAAGACUAUGUGAGAUUCUCUUCUUAAAAAAAUGAAUAAAAUUGUCGUUUCUGCUA